AAGGUGAAUAAAGGCGGAGUCAAAUGUAGUCAAAACAAGUGUGUUUUAAAUUUUUUGUUUCUCCACAAUUUUCAAUUGUUCAUAAUAAUUUAACUAAAUUUUCGUUGCUUGAAAUAGUUACUAAUCUGAUCUUUACACUGAAAUGAGGGUUUUGGAAACUGAGGAGGAUGCUAAAGGGGAUGGAAGACCAUGUUACCAUGCACGAAUGGACUUGAAACAUUGUGUUCUUGAAUCUGACUGUGUUAAAAAGGAUGGAAUGCGUCCUCAAGAAUGCUUAAGACGAGCACAUGAACUUCUACCCAAUGAAUGUGUCCAGUUUAAGAACCUAUUGACUAAUUGUAAACGUAGUUUGAUUGAUAAUAGGAGACGAUUCAGAGGACGAAUUGAAUAGAGACGAGCAAUAUGGUUAGAAACACGAUUAACUGUAUAUUAAACUAGAUAUUUUAAAUAAAAUUAUUUAAUUUGUUGGCAUCAUAA
Messenger RNA from Tetranychus urticae (two-spotted spider mite), 477 nucleotides. Its product is annotated as cytochrome c oxidase assembly factor 5. Gene Ontology annotation, cellular component: mitochondrion. Gene Ontology annotation, biological process: mitochondrial respiratory chain complex IV assembly. Lineage: Eukaryota; Metazoa; Arthropoda; Arachnida; Trombidiformes; Tetranychidae. The record is from RefSeq and is a predicted model, not a curated record.